Molecule: messenger RNA, 1252 nt
Organism: Pogonomyrmex barbatus (red harvester ant)
Lineage: Eukaryota; Metazoa; Arthropoda; Insecta; Hymenoptera; Formicidae
Gene: mRpL46
Product: mitochondrial ribosomal protein L46
Cellular component (GO): mitochondrial large ribosomal subunit
Molecular function (GO): structural constituent of ribosome
Source: RefSeq, a predicted model, not a curated record
CACGAUGGUUAAGAUAUCGAUCCAUAACGAUUAUUUAUUAAGUUAGGUUAGCAGUAACCGGUCCGGAGAUGUUUAAACAAAUCUUUCGAUCGUCCGGAUCAUACAAUUUAAAUCAAAUUUUACCAAAUACAUUAAAAAAAGUUACUAUAGUAUAUUGGAAUGCAAUUCAAUGUCAGGACAUUCGGACCUUCUGUACUCCUGCAGCAAAGAAAAAAUGGGAUUUAUACAGUGCUGUCUGUUUAGAACGUCAUCCAAUUAUAACACAACCAAUGCAAGAGAUAGAACAAAGAUUUCAUAAUAUGUUAAUGAAAAUUGAGUAUGAAAAUAGUCUAAAGUCUGAUCAUGAAUUAAGAAAGGAAAGAGAAGAGAAGCAGAAAAAAUCAAGCAACAUAGAUAGCACAGAUGUCAAUAUUGUGAUACAAACUGCACAGGAUUUUGAGGAUAAUGCCGAGGAGGAAUUGAAGAAUUUUAAAUUUGCACCAACAAUUACAAAAUUUGAUAAACAAAAUAUAACGUCAUCUAUAAAACGUAAAUUGGAUAGAAAUUUGCUUUUAUUAGUACAACAAAAAGUAGGUGAUUUGCACUAUUGGAUACCUCCUCAAGGUAUUCGACAAGAAGGAGAAACCAUGAGACAGACUGCAGAAAGAGUAUUACAAGAUACAUGUGGUGAAAAACUAAAAGUAAAGUUUUAUGGUAAUGCGCCUAUUGGAUUUUAUAAAUACAAAUAUCCCAAAAAACUUUGUGAACAAGGAAUUUAUGGUGCUAAAGUAUUUUAUUUCUUGGCAAAACAUAUAGAUGGAGAUGUCACUAAUAAUGUAAAAUAUCAGUGGUUGGAUCAUGAAGAAUUAGAAAAAGUGUUACCUAAUGAAAUACAAAAAAGUAUUUCGCAAUUUAUAUUAUGAUAUAUAAUAUUGAACUCAUUCUUGGAUUUCUUGAUUUAAUAUUGUCAAUUAAUAAAUACCAACAAUAAUCACAAAGAAUAUUUAAUAUAAAAAAUACAUUGAGUGCCAUAUAAAUUGAUUAUAACAUCAUUUUUAUUAAGUUUGAUAUAUUAAUAUUCUAUUGUAAUUAUUAAAUUAAUUCAUGUAAGUUUUAAUUACGUAUGCUGAUGAACAAUAAUUGAAAGUCAGAUUUAUUUAGUAAUUGAUUGAAACUUUAUGAAUUUACAUUUAUAUUCUAUAUGCUUCAUGUAUUAUGGAAACUUUAGGUCUAAUUAGUAUCAAAUAUAUUACAUGAUAGAAGCAUCCAUAAA